UACUAGUUUCUUGCUAAUGUUUUUUUCUUGUUAAGUAGCUUGUUGUCAUCUUCACAAGCUUUUGAAGGAAAUCAAGCCAAUUUGCUCACAUUUUAAAGGGUUAAUCUAUGUCAUGCUCAUUUUUUGCUCACAUUACUGCAUCUGUAAUGUUGUGCAUGAAAACUGCCAAAAAGUCAAAAUCAUAAAAAUCCAGUAAUUCUUAUAUUUUUUGUCCAUAUUUUGUUUCAGGAAAUGGCUUUGGCCAAAUGGAGGAGGACAGAGGAGACGUGCUGAGUCUGGUGGAGUCAGACGACGAGCAGAUCUUUCAGGAUGCCGUUCCCCGGCUGCCUCCGAUAACCAACGGACGCCACACAACGCUCGUCCAGAUACAUCGAAUCCCAUCGAGUGAUAAUGAGGAUGCAGAAACUGCUGACACAAGUCCGCAGCAGCAGGAGGACACUGCACAGACUGAAGAGCCGGCGGAUCUUGUAACAUUUUAGGUAUUGGGUGUUUUUAGAUAAAUGUUUUAUUUUAGGUAAAUAACAUUUACUCCCAGCGACAAUGUGAACAGAAUCGGUGUAAAAGCUAAAAAAAAGUAAUCAUCUUUUAAUUUGUUAUUUUUUUAAACAGGGUUUUGAACUUUUGUAAGCUUAUUUCUAUGAUUGAUUUGUUUGUACAGCGUCUUAAUAUGUUGCUCUGAUAUUGAGAUUUGUUCAGUAAAUGAAGCUGUUUAAACAAAA
Plectropomus leopardus (leopard coralgrouper) is the source of this 719-nucleotide messenger RNA. The record is from RefSeq and is a predicted model, not a curated record. NCBI's taxonomy places the organism in Eukaryota, Metazoa, Chordata, Actinopteri, Perciformes, Serranidae.